Hemiscyllium ocellatum (epaulette shark) is the source of this 572-nucleotide messenger RNA. RefSeq names its product WD repeat domain 46 (gene wdr46). The coding region runs from base 24 to 572 and encodes 182 amino acids. The record is from RefSeq and is a predicted model, not a curated record. Lineage: Eukaryota; Metazoa; Chordata; Chondrichthyes; Orectolobiformes; Hemiscylliidae. The transcript is spliced from 6 exons.
CUUCCGGGUUGACGGUCAGCAAGAUGGCGGCGCCCAGCAGCAGCAGCAGCACAUUACAGAAUAGGAAGAGAUACUGGGAAAGUGGAACGGAGGCUUCAGGAGAUGCAGCUCCAGCUCCAGCGAAGGGCAGUGAGGCAGCAGAGCGGGUGAAGGUGGCACAGAGGAAGCUGCGCUCUCGGAGGUCCAGGAGAGGGAAGCAGAUGGGUUGCCCAGCGAAGAAGGUGCUUUCAGGGAGACAGGAUCCUUUCCCAGGACCUGCCCCGAUCCCGAAGGAAGUGAUGAGGAAGUUUAAUCGAGGAGUAUCUGUUAAGGUGGGGAGGAUCACCAAUCACAAAGUGAAGAGUGACCUGAAGGUCCUGGGGGACCUGUCGAAGGCAGCAGCGAAACAGGCCGCACGCUUCGAGCUACUGCUCCCGGAGGAUGCUGGAUGUAUUGUGGAAAUAUUGACAGGUCACAAAGUAAAAGUGAUGCUGGUUUCUGAGAAGCAGCGAUGGGAACUGUUCCAGGAGCAGGAGGAGGAGGAGGAGGAGGAGGAGGACACUGAGGUCCCAGCUCCUGGUCACAGUUGCUGA